This is a messenger RNA of Arachis stenosperma, 993 nucleotides long. RefSeq lists its product as uncharacterized. The record is from RefSeq and is a predicted model, not a curated record. The transcript is spliced from 2 exons. Bases 1 to 993 code for a protein of 330 amino acids. Lineage: Eukaryota; Viridiplantae; Streptophyta; Magnoliopsida; Fabales; Fabaceae.
AUGAUCGUCAAUGAUUCCAUAUCACAGUUCCAGGAGCUGGCGAAGCAGUUCGAAGAUCAUUUCACCGCAUCAGCAAUCUACUUGCACGAUUCUGACUACUUGACAACCAUCAAACAGGGCCCGCAAGAAACCCUGAAGGAUUACAUCACGCGUUUCACAAAGGUCGCUAUGAGAAUUCCCGAUCUCCACCCAGAAGUCCAUCUCCAUGCCAUUAAAAGCGGCCUCCGCCUCGGUAAAUUUCAGGAGACUAUCGCCGUAACAAAGCCCAAAACUUUGGCCGAAUUUCGGGAGAAGGCUAAAGGUCAGAUUGACGUUGAAGAGCUCAGGCAAGCACGGAAGACAGAAAGAUCAUUCACAAGCAAAGAAGACGACAAAUCCCGAGAUAACAAGAAAACAUUCAAGCCGGUUCCUCGUUAUGACUCAUACACCCAGUUUAACACAAAGAGGGAUGAUAUCAUCAAGGAGAUACUCAACUCUAAGCUAAUAAGGCCUCCUCGAAAAGCUGGCAAUUAUCUGGAAUCAAAAGGCGUUGACAAAUCAAAAUAUUGCACUUUCCACCAGAAGUACAGACACACAACCGAUGAGUGCGUCAUUGCUAAAGAUCUCCUCGAACGACUAGCAAGACAAGGACAUCUUGACAAAUUUAUUACAGGACAUAUGCAGAAAACCACUAUCCCCGCUCCUGAUACAUCAGCAGCAGGCACAUCCUCGAAAGGAAAGGAGAAAGCUCCGGCCCAGCCUGGAGGAGUAAUAAAUUGCAUUUCAGGGGGUUACGCUGGAGGUGGACACACAAGCUCGGCCCGAAAACAAAUUUAUCGGGCCAUGUUAGCAGUAACGGAUGCUCCCAACAAUCCUCAGCCGACGACAAAUGUCCCAGAAGUGACCUUCAGAUCAGCCGACUUAAAUGGUGUUGACACCAACCUAGAUGACCCUGUUGUCAUCUCCAUUCAGUUAGGAUAUCUGAUAGUGCGAAAAGUUUUACUCGACCCAUGA